Mitosporidium daphniae is the source of this 3384-nucleotide messenger RNA. Its product is annotated as Structural maintenance of chromosomes protein. Gene Ontology annotation, molecular function: ATP binding; ATP hydrolysis activity; DNA binding. The record is from RefSeq and is a predicted model, not a curated record. Gene Ontology annotation, biological process: sister chromatid cohesion. Gene Ontology annotation, cellular component: cohesin complex; chromosome; nucleus. NCBI's taxonomy places the organism in Eukaryota, Fungi, Microsporidia. Bases 1 to 3384 code for a protein of 1127 amino acids. The transcript is spliced from 10 exons.
AUGACAGGAAAAUUGCACAAGCUCGAGUUGGAGAACUUCAAAUCUUACCAGGGCGUGCAUGUGAUCGGCCCGUUUUCAAACUUUACCUCCAUCAUUGGUCCUAAUGGAGCAGUAGGAAAGUCGAAUAUUAUGGAUGCCAUUUCCUUUGUACUUGGGCUGCAGUCUCAUUUGCUGAGAUCUCAAAAUUUCAAGGACUUGAUCUACAAAGGCGCAUCGCCCAAUGGGAGCUGUAAAUUUGCUUCUGUCUCUUUGUACUACGAGAAAGAGGACAUGGAAAUGUCGAUUUUCUGUAGAAGGUACCGCGAUAUUCAAGGCUUUCAUAGGGUUUUAUCAUCUGGUGCAACUGAAUAUUCGAUCAACAGAAAAGUAUUGAGCUACUCGGAAUACAGCUCUGUUUUGGAAUCCGAGAACAUCCUGAUAAGGGCCAAGAACUUUCUCGUCUUCCAGGGAGAUAUUGAGUCGAUUUCUUCAAAGUCACCCAAGGAGCUCACUAAACUCUUUGAGCAAAUCAGCGGCUCCGAUCCUCUGAAGGGCGAUUAUGAAGUGUAUAAAGCGGCUGUGGAUUCUGCACUGGAGACAUCGAAUUUAGCGGCAAACCAAAGGAAGCUUGCUGCCUCCGAAUACCGAGUUGCAAAGGAGCAGAAAUCAGAGCAUUCCAAGUACGACAAUCUUUUAUUGCAAAAGGAUGCUUUGAUUAAGCAACAGGCCCUACUCUCCCUGUUUAAAAUAGAGUCGUACAUCAAGGCAAACGUGGAUAAGCUUACGGCGCUCAGACUCGAAAAGGAGUCAUCAGAGUCAUCCCUGGCUUCUGAAAACGAAAACUUGACCCACUUAAAGGCAAGGAUUUCUGAGCUAAAUUUGCAAACCUUAAGUGUUGAAAGUGAUCUUGCCUCAGUAAAGUCAACGAUGGAAAAAAAUGACCACAAAUCAAGCCAGAUCUGUGCAAAAGCUAAAUCCGACGCUAAAAAGUGUGCUUCUUUAGAGCAAACCUUGGCAUCAAUUGCCGAGGAUAUCCAGAAAUCGGAACAAACAAUUGUUCGUCUGCAUGUAGAAAAAGACAGAUUGCAAUCGGUUCUUUUAGCGCUGGAAGAGACUGCCAAUUUUGAGCCGAAAGAUCGACGAUUGUUAGCGGAAUACCAGUCAAUGUAUGUCUGGAACACUGUAUUAAUUCUUUCUAGAAAGGAAAAAGUUGAACGCGAGCUAAAAAAGGAAAUGCUCGAACUAGAAGAAUUGAAAUCACAGAGAAUUCCAUAUGACGAGCAGCUGGAACGUAGUAAAAGGAACAUUGGGCAAAUGGAGUUGACCCUGGAAACAUAUCAAACUAAACAAGAAAAGGCCGUCUCUUUUUUGAAGCAGGCUGAAAAGGCUUUAAGCGAAUCGACGGAUAAAGGAAAUUCAAUCAAAAAUGAGCUGCAAACCAUGGAGACGGAGAGAAUCCGGCUUUUGGAACGAGAGUCGGCCCUCACCAGCGAAUUGAGAACCACGCUGCAAAAUAUGCUAAGUCUUAACAUUCACAAGCAGACCUCGGAAAGACAAAAAAGAUCAAAAAAGUUGUUGUUUCCUGGCGUUCGUGGGAAGCUGAUUGACCUUUGUAGGCCUGUUCACAAGCGAUUUGAAGAUGCUCUUGGCAUCAUUUUAAGCAAGAAUGCAAAUUCAAUUGUCGUGGAGAGGGCUUCCGUUGCUAGAGAUUGUAUUAAUUUCCUGAAAGACCAAAGAGCUCCUCCGAUGACAUUCAUCCCAAUUGACUCGAUCUCUUCAAAGCCCGUUCCAGAGGUAGUUAAGGGCCUUUUUUCGCAUGCAAAUCCACUGAUUCGAAAUGGAUUGAAAAUAGCCAUUGAUGUGAUCCACAUGGAGACAAAAGACCUGUACCCUGCAUUCAUGUAUGCCCUUGGAAAUACCAUAGUUUGCGACACCUUGGACAUUGCAAGAAAAAUAUGCUACGAAAUGAAAAUCAAGACUAAAGGUAGGCUUUUCUGGUUGGCUGAUCAACCCCGUUGGCAACUAUCCGAAUAUGAUGCACUAAACAUGCAAAAAGAUGAGCUUACAGCCGAGCUGUAUCAAGUUCAAUCUGAGCUCAAUAAUUUGAAAGACAAAAACAGUCUCGUGCUGAAGCUUUACGAGAUUGAGAAGUACGCCCAAAGUUGCAGGGCCGAAAUUAUCACCAUACAAAAAGAUGUGGAAAGUAUUUUUGCCGCAAUUGAAGAAACAAAAAGGCUGCUCGCCAACACUCAAAGGUCUCUGGACGAGUCUGGAUUGGAUGCAAGAAUAGCCGUUUUAGAGCAAACGGUUGACAAAUACAGAGCCAAGGCCUUUUCGGAGUUUUGUAAAGCCUGCAAUGUCACCGAUCUUGAUAUAUUUGAAAGGGACAAUCUUGAGGAGGCACAAAAGAUUUCAUAUGAAGGCAAAAGCAAGUCCAUGCUCUCCGCCAAAGUCUCCGACAUUGUUGAGCAAAUCUCGGUCUCUAAAGCAGCGAUUGAGUCUUCUUCCACUUGUCUUUCAGAACUAAAUGCAAGCAAAGACUUGUUGGCAUCGGAGAUCAAAAGCUAUGAAGAAACGCUUUCUUCAAACAAGAAUCAAUUGCGGCUUUUUAAUUCCGAGCUCGGCCAGUUACGGAGGAAAAUUGAGCUUUUCAAGCAAGCCAUACAAAGCUCCAACGACUUCAUUUUUACAGAGUUUUUGCAAGACAAGUAUGAUGCUCUUAGGAUGUGUCAUUUGGACAACAUCGACAUAUCUUUGAUCCUAUCACAAAAAGGCAAGAGACAGGCAAAGAAGAGCGCAACCUUAUCCGAUCAUUUGGGAAGCUUUUUCGAUGAUGACUCAACGUCAAAGAUUCUUAUGGACGAAGCGGCAAAGGUCAAGCUGAUCGAGCUUUUUUCUACCUUUGCUAUUGACUUUUCCCCUUUGCCUUUAAAUGAAAAUACCGAAUACGAUGUGGAGUCCGAAUCGAGGAUCAAGGAUUCACUUGCUGCUGUUAAUGACCAGCUGGAAUCAAUAAGACCCAAUCUGCAAGCAUCUCAUAAAUGGGAUGCCAUUGAGUCAAAAAUGAAGGCGGCCACUUCCUCUUAUGAUGAGGCUAGAAAUUCGUACCGAUCUGCCCUCUCUGAAUUUUACAAAAUUAAGCAGAAAAGAAUCGAUCUUUUCAAAAAGGCAUUUGACCACAUUUCUUCCAAGAUCGACCAGAUUUACAAGGAAUUGACCAUGGUGUCUGACUUGAAAAUUGGCGGUACUGCUUACCUUUCUUUAGAAAACAACGACGAGCCAUAUUUGGAGGGCAUUCGAUUUAAUGCCAUGCCUCCUUUGAAGAGAUUCCGUGAUAUGGAGCAGCUCUCCGGUGGCGAGAAAUCUAUGGCCGCUCUUGCCCUGAUAUUUGCUAUCCAAAGGUAG